UUUAUAUAAAUACAAACAGUGAACAUCUUUUAUUUAAAUGUCAAGAGUCAGCUAAAAUUUUGUUUGUUAGUCACAAUGGAAAUAUAACCUGUUAAAAAACUAAUUAUUUCCUCAAACAUUUAAGUGAGUGUGUUGGAAUGAAAUAAAUAAAAAUAGCGACCACUAUUGUUCUUUCAACUUCAACAUUAAUAAUUUUUACAAAAUGUUUUCCAAUGGUUUGACCUGCAAUUUACCGUUUAGUUGUAUGAGUGUAAGAGACUCGGGUUCCGAUGAAUUACUUCCGAAUAAAAUGUCUCGUGAGCCUGUAUUGUUAAAUGUGUAUGAUAUGUACAAAAUUAAUGAAUUUACAAGUAAUAUCGGUCUGGGGGUAUUUCAUUCCGGCGUUGAAAUAUAUGGUACCGAGUAUGCUUACGGCGGACAUCAGUAUUCAUUCACAGGAAUCUUUGAAAAUAUACCUAGGGAUGAAAAAGAAUUAGGAGAACAGUUCAGAUUUAGACAAACAAUUCACAUAGGCUAUACAGAUUUUACGGAAGAAGAUGUUAAAAGAAUUAUUAAUGAAUUAGGAAAAGAAUUUAGAGGAGACCGUUAUCAUCUUAUGAAUAAUAAUUGUAAUCAUUUUUCAGGAGCCUUUUGUAAAAUUCUAAGCGGACAAGAUAUUCCACCAUGGGUAAAUAGACUGGCAUAUUUCAGUAGUUGGGUACCAUUUUUGGAACGCUGCCUACCAAAAGAAUGGUUGAUGCCGAUGGCGUUACAGCAUUCAAUAAAUUGUCGACAAGAUUCAACGUGUUCAGAUGCCUCUACAUCGCCGUUUUAAUCCAAAACGGAACCAGAAGGUUCUUUCGGAAAACAAUUUUGUUUAUUUUUUACCGUCUAUAUAUUCAUUAUAUUUAACAAUAAUUUUAAUUUUUCGAACUGAUCUUUUAUAAUUUAUACGAUUUUUGAAAUAUAUGCCAACUAAUAGAAAAAAAAAUGAUUAUAAUAAAAAUUUCGUAAAAAAUAUCGAAUACUCGAUGUGGAUCAAUUAUUACAAUUUUUGAUAUCAUCCUGGACGAUGGUAAUAAAACUAUUUUAAAUUAGAAGCAGUUUCAAUUUUUCUAUUUUUACCACAAUAAUUGAUCAACGGAAUUGGAUAUUUGACGAAAAUUGUAACAGACUAUGCAUUUUUUUUAUUUUAUAUUCUUUAAUAUAUUGUAUGUUACGUAUAGUAUUUUGCAAUACACACCUUUUUUAAGUCA
Messenger RNA from Diorhabda sublineata, 1235 nucleotides. Its product is annotated as deubiquitinase DESI2. The coding region runs from base 203 to 814 and encodes 203 amino acids. The transcript has 5 exons. Gene Ontology annotation, biological process: protein deubiquitination. The record is from RefSeq and is a predicted model, not a curated record. Gene Ontology annotation, molecular function: deubiquitinase activity. Lineage: Eukaryota; Metazoa; Arthropoda; Insecta; Coleoptera; Chrysomelidae.